AUGCAGCAAUUAGAAGAAGUAAUUGAUAAAUUCAGUGAUCUUACUGCAAAACCAGUAAAUUAUUUAACAGUUCAAAAUGACAUCAGGGAUAAUAUUAAAGAUUUGGUUAAAACCCUGUAUGACUUCACAAAGUCUCAGGAAACGAAAAAUAAGAAGAAAAAUAAGCUCAAAGGUAUCGCUUUACCGAAAAUGAUUGUUGAUGAGUUCGACGAGGAACAAAUAUGGCAACAAAUCGAAUUACAGAACACUGAGUGUUGGGACCAUUUAAUCUGGGAAGUUGCCAAUUGCAUUUCCAACAAAAAUGACUUAAAGUUCCCUAUGGAAAUUGUAGCAGAAGAAAAUGAAGUCACACAUGAAACAUCUUAUGAAACGGAAGAAGAAAAUUCAUCAUCAGAGACAAAUAUAGCACCCAUUUCUAAGAAGUCCAUAGUCAAAAGUAGUACUAAGCCUCAUAAAUCAUCAAUUGUUGAUGACAAAUUCUUUAAAUUGCAAGAUAUGGAGCAAUUUUUAAUAAGUGAAGAAAAAAUGGAGGAAAAGGGAAAAGGUAGAGAUGAAGAUGAAGAAUCUAUUGAUUUAUUUGAAGAUAUAGAUGAUGAGGAUUCAGAAGGUGAUCAAGACAUGAUGUAUAAAGACUUCUUCAAUGAUGAAGGCAAUGAUGAACUUAUUGAAGAAAAUGGAAGGGAAGUUGAGGAUACUGCAGACUUAGAACAAAAUUAUUUUGAUAAUGAAUUGAAUUUACCAGGCUCUUGUGAAGAGCCACAAGAUUCUAAGUCUAAUAAAACAGAUAAAAAGGUUAGAUUUGCCGAUUUACAACCAGACAGUGAAUCUGAAAGUGAUUCAGAUGAUAGUAUUGUAGAAAUGCAGGACAAAGAUGUUGUUAAGGAUGAAAAGAAAUCUGAGUUUGAGCAAAGACAACAAAGGCUCAAACAGCAAAUUGCAAGACUGGAAGAAAAAACCUUAAAAGAAGCUCCUUGGCAGCUUAAGGGAGAAGUAGAUGCAACAAAACGGCCACAAAAUUCAUUGCUAGAAGAAGUUGUUGAUUUUGAUCUAACUACACGACCAGCACCAAUUAUAACGGAACAAACAACAAUAACAUUAGAAGGUCUUAUUAGACAAAGAAUUAAGGAUAAGGCUUGGGAUGAUGUUGAAAAGAAGGAGAAGCCUAUUGAUGACCAAUUGUUAUUCAAGAAACCAGAAAUUUUAGAUCAUUCUAAAAGUAAACUCAGUUUAGCGCAAGUAUAUGAAGCUGAAUAUUUAAAGCAGAAGCAAGCAAUGUCAGGUGAAAAACUAGAUGAAGAAGAACCCGAGAGUCAUAAAGAUGUUCGUGAGUCGAUGUCAAAGUUGUUUUCAAAGCUUGAUGCUUUAUGCCACUAUCAUUACACUCCUAAACCACCGCAAGCUGAAGUCAAAAUUGUCAGUAAUACCCCAGCUAUUUCGAUGGAAGAAGUUGCACCACUUGCUACUAGUGAUGCAGCUCUUUUAGCUCCAGAAGAGGUAAAGAAAAAGCAAAAGGGAGAUCUAAUGAGCAAAGAGGAAAGAACGCAGACAGACAAGAACAGAGAGAGAAGGAAAAAGAAAAAGAUGCAGCAAAAGAAGGGUCACGUACAGAAAGUAACGGAUAAUAGGAAUACAAAGAAAGGUGUUGAGGCUAAUGAUAAAUCAUUAAAGACAUCCAAAGCUUUCUUCCAGCAGUUGAAUGAUGAAGCGAAGAGCCUGAUUAAAAAGAAAAGGAAAUAA
Leptosia nina is the source of this 1737-nucleotide messenger RNA. The record is from the annotation of a GenBank genome assembly. NCBI's taxonomy places the organism in Eukaryota, Metazoa, Arthropoda, Insecta, Lepidoptera, Pieridae.